This is a messenger RNA of Podospora anserina S mat+, 1242 nucleotides long. RefSeq lists its product as uncharacterized. Gene Ontology annotation, cellular component: nucleus. NCBI's taxonomy places the organism in Eukaryota, Fungi, Ascomycota, Sordariomycetes, Sordariales, Podosporaceae. The coding region runs from base 1 to 1242 and encodes 413 amino acids. Gene Ontology annotation, molecular function: zinc ion binding; DNA-binding transcription factor activity, RNA polymerase II-specific; DNA binding. The record is from RefSeq and is a predicted model, not a curated record. Gene Ontology annotation, biological process: aflatoxin biosynthetic process; regulation of DNA-templated transcription. The transcript has a single exon.
AUGGCUUCCUCAAAGCCCCGUCAACCUCGUCUACGCGCCUCAUGUGAUGGCUGCUUUCAUGCCAAGGUCAAGUGCUCCAAGGCAAGGCCAAUAUGUUCUCGCUGUCUAGCUUGUGGGAUCGAAUGCCGGUACUCCCCAUCUAGCAGGGCCGGGAAACCAAAAUCCGAUGGCAGCUCCAACAUACAGUCGACAACGCCCACUGAUAUGACGGGAAUGACCUCGCCAGUAUCUGACGACAAGGGCAUGCUGUACUCGGUCCACCAGACAGCGCACCCACUAUACAAGCUGGAAACUGGAUGGCACACACCUCCCACCAGCGUGGAUGGAAGCAUGAGCCGAACGCAUUCCAUGUCUGGGUUGGCUAUGCUGGGUAUGGAGACAGGUUCGACCACCCACGUGGAUCCGACAAUGGCCACCGACAUCUACUCGACAGGCAUGCCUUGGACCCCACCCAACGACAUGUCUUCCCAGUUUGUUGACUCCCCAGCCAUGGCAGCCCAGCUCAACCACGGGCGCUCCCAUUCGUACGACUUUGCCAUGUCGGCAGCCAUGCCGCCUUGGACCGAUCCAACUGCCGCAGACAUGUACACAUACGGCCAAACACAGAUCCCGACGCCUGGAAGCAUGUCAGCUACCUAUUUCCCCAGCCCUACCGCGACGCCCCAGCUGAGGUCAACACCAAGGACAAAGUCCUCGUCGAGCUCGGCAAGCUCUGGGGGCUCCUGCACAUGCUUUACCGCUUGUUUGCAGUCGUUACAAGCACUUCACAAUGCCUCCAGCCCUGGAGCGCCACCCUUCGACCUCGUGCUGUCCUUGAACCGCAAAGCAGUGGAGGGAUGUGCCUCGAUGCUCAGUUGCCCACGAUGCAUGAGCAGGUCAGGAACACAUACGGCAGCGAUGCUGCUCGCGACCGUCAUUGGCAAGAUCACCUCCUUCUAUAAGAACGCAUCCCACACCUAUUUUGAGAACGGCAGUAUCCCAGCGGCGACGUCACCAAAUGCGCUGGGAGUUAGCCUGGGCGGAUACACGCUUAUGGGGGAAGAGGGAAGAUGGCUCGAGCUGGAGAUCCUGGCGCGUGAGCUACGAAAGCUGGAAGAGGUGUAUGCUCAGUUUCGUGAGGUCUGUGCAGAUCUAUCUGAAGACCCCGAAGUCAGCCGGGCCAUGAUUGGAUACCUCGGGCACAACCUCGGGUCCACCCUCGAAGUCAUACACCACAGGAAAGGCGACAUUGCCUACACAUAG